AUGCCACAAUCCUCUGAAAGACAAGCCUCAGGAGAACAAGCCCCAUUCACCUUGGACAUGAGCCAAGUCCAAGAGGCCAUUGCUAGCCUAUCAAAGCAAUACCUAGAAAGCCAAGAGCAACAGAGAAACCUCCAAGUACAAAUGAUGAACCAACAAGAAGAAUUACACUCCCAAUUGAUGGAUCAUCAAAGAGAAUGGCAAAAGCAAUUGAUGGAGCAGCAGCUUGAACAAGGCAGCCAAUUUGGUAAAUCCAUCAACAUGAUAAAUCAAAGGCAAGCCCAACAACAAGAAGCCAUCCAAAAAUUGAUCCACAUGCAAGCUCACCAAGCUACACAUAUCCAUGAAAUGCACCGAAAGCAACGUGAGCAUAUGGAUGCAUUUGAUGAGUAUAGGGCAUUUCAAGAAGGGGUUUAUCUGAGAAGAGCUGGGUAUGACAUAAAUACUCAAGCUAGGCUUGGUUACUUAGUGGGGCAACUACCCGUGCUAAAUCCAGGAAUCAGAAGGUAUGAAGAAGUCCAUGAAGAGUUAGCAUGGGUGGAGAAAGAAAGAGCAUAA
Arachis ipaensis is the source of this 555-nucleotide messenger RNA. Lineage: Eukaryota; Viridiplantae; Streptophyta; Magnoliopsida; Fabales; Fabaceae. The record is from RefSeq and is a predicted model, not a curated record.